AUGGGCACCUCGUGCUCGCGCGGCGUGUGCCUCGCCGUGGGCGUCGCGUACCCCGCGUACGCGAGUUUCAAAGCGCUCGAGCGACCUGCGUCCGGCCACGACGCCAAGCAGUGGCUCACGUACUGGAUCGUCUAUGGCGCCACGACGUCCGUCGAAGCCGUCGCGUCGCCGCUCGUGGGUCUCGUGCCCGGCUACAGUGCGACGAAGACGCUGUUCCUCGUUUGGCUCAUGGCCCGGCCGACUCAUGGCGCGACAAUUGUGUACGACAAGUUUCUGUGUCCUUUUCUGAAGCAGAAAGAGCCGUUCGUGGACGACAAGCUGCAAGAAGCUCAGGAAGCGGCAGAAGGCGCGCUGUCUUCCUUUGUGCGAGCGUGGGGCCAGACGAUUACUGAUCAAGUCGUCGCGAUUCAGAAGAGCGACGAGUUCAAGCAGCUGUGCGCGGCGAUCAAAGCGCUGGCGUCGCCGGAUUCGACGAAAGAGCGAAGACGGAGAAAGAGUAUUGAUGAGAGCACACAGUCGACAAACCCAGACGGAGGAAGUGAGUGA
This is a messenger RNA of Hyaloperonospora brassicae, 546 nucleotides long. NCBI's taxonomy places the organism in Eukaryota, Oomycota, Peronosporomycetes, Peronosporales, Peronosporaceae. The record is from the annotation of a GenBank genome assembly.